This is a messenger RNA of Perkinsus marinus ATCC 50983, 1611 nucleotides long. RefSeq names its product tropomyosin 1, isoforms 33/34, putative. The record is from RefSeq and is a predicted model, not a curated record. Gene Ontology annotation, cellular component: P-body; nucleus; CCR4-NOT core complex. The coding region runs from base 1 to 1611 and encodes 536 amino acids. NCBI's taxonomy places the organism in Eukaryota, Perkinsozoa, Perkinsida, Perkinsidae. The transcript is spliced from 16 exons. Gene Ontology annotation, biological process: regulation of DNA-templated transcription; nuclear-transcribed mRNA poly(A) tail shortening.
AUGUCUGCCAGUCGAAAAUUGCAGGCGACCAUUGACGUUACUCUGAAGAAAGUCGAUGAAGGAAUUGAUGAAUUCCAACAAGUAUGGCGAAAAGUGGAGGAGAGCCAAAAUCAAAACCAACGGGAGAAAAACCAAAUGGAUUUGAAAAAGGAGAUUAAAAAACUUCAACGAUUUAGAGAGGAUAUCAUGAAGUGGAUCAAUGGAACGGAAGUGAAGGACAAGGGGAAGCUCACUGACGCUCGACGGAAGAUUGAGGUCGAAAUGGAGCGGUUCAAAGAGUUUGAGAGAGAAAGCAAAACUAAACCAUUCAGUUUCAUUGGCCUACAAGCUCAGGAUAAGGUCGACCCUGCCGAGCAGAAGAGGAUGGAAACUCGCAGUCAAUUGGAGUCUUAUGUGGAUCAGCUGAAGCAACAGGUAGGGUUGAGCUCCGCUGAGUCCACAAGGGUCGCCGAAUUAAGUAGUAGCGGUCGGGUUGAAGGACGGUCGAUGGAAUUAGUCUUGUUGGUAGAGCUGUGGAUCGCGAGGCAUCAGUGGCAUCAGGCCAAGCUGGAACAGUUGAUACGCAAAUUGGAUAAUGAGGAGGAUGUCGACUACGACGAGUUGGAGAUAACUGAACAGGCGUUAGAUUACUAUCUUGAGGAGCAUGAGAAUCCUGAUUACUAUCACGACGAGGAGUUGUAUACCAACCACAACUUGGAUGACAAUCGUAUUAAUGCUUAUACUAAGCCUAUUGAUGUUGAUGGUACUGAUAAUGGUGAUGGGGAACCUACCGACACGCAGGAGUCACAGGAGAGUUCUGAUGAGGAUAAACAGCCGAAGAAACCUGUCAAGGAGGUACCAUUAUCAGCUGGUGCUAAGGCAAUGCAGAAAGCUCUAGCAGCCAAGGCAGCCGGGUAUCAACCACCUUGUAAAACCCCGCCUCGACCAACUCUACCAGCGCUCCCCUCGAUAUCCCCUCCGGCCCCACCGAGCCCACCGGCUGUUCCUCAGUACCCUCCACCACCACUGCUGGAUGAUGCCUCGCAGAUAGAUAAGAAGGAAGCUACUGUUUCGAGUCCCGCACCUUCCCCGCCUCUAGCAUCAAUGCCCCCGCCUGGUCUCAAAGCACCGGUUGUUGAAGAUGAACCUAUAAAGGUCGAGGAACGACAUGACGAUACCACACCUUUGUCAACAACAGCAACAACGACAACGCCGGUUGAGCCUGGUUUAGCAGUAUUGUUACGGAGCUAUGAGAAUAGGCCGAUGCCUGACGAUCUAUGCUGUAGUGAAGGAAACUAUAUUCCGGCGAAUCCUAUACCGUCUAGUGCAGCGAGGAAGAGCCCUUAUCCUCAGCAACCGGUGAAUGACACGGAAUCGAUGUUUCAAAAGUUGUCUUUCGACACGCUAAUGUUUGUUUUCUAUUAUCGUCCUGGCAGUUACGCUCAGUACCUUGCAGCACGAGAGCUAAAGCGGAUGAGUUGGAGAUUCCAUAGCAGAUAUGGCACGUGGUUCAAGCGUCAUAGCGAGCCCUCAGUGGUGAACCCUAAGUUCGAGUACGGCACUUAUGUUUACUUUGAUUGCUACGCUGACGAGUGGGCGCAGAAGAUCAAGAAGGACUUCCAAUUCGAGUAA